Owenia fusiformis is the source of this 1014-nucleotide messenger RNA. Lineage: Eukaryota; Metazoa; Annelida; Polychaeta; Sabellida; Oweniidae. The record is from the annotation of a GenBank genome assembly.
UUCAAACUUUUAAAAUGAAAAUUUUUGUUCCUUCAAAACUCAUUUAAGAUGAAAUGGUGACUUGAAUAACCAUCAAGUUAUGGCUGCUGAAAGUUCAAUAAAGGUUAUACAGGUAUACUAUGCAUAGAAACUGUUGGUAUGGCAACAGUAAAGAGAACAAUAUUCGUGCUUGCAGUAUCCAUGGCAAUAGGGUCUUUAUUGGCGCUCAUAUUUGAGUUUCACUUUACCUAUCAUCCCCUCCAAGAAUAUUUAAUAAAAGAGAAGCCACAUUGGAUAACAUACGCAAGAUGGCUGAUCGGAAGAGAUAUAUACCAAAUAAGGGAAGAUAGUUCUGUCCCACAAAUACAGGUUGUGCAAGAGUCAGAUUAUUUAACAUCUGAAUUCAAGCUGUUGUGUGUGGUUAUGAUCCACAAAGAACAUCUGAUCCACCAGGGACAUAACAUACAAGCCACGUGGGGCAGACACUGCAAUCACAUGAUAUUCCAUUCCAAUAAGAACUAUGACAAUCUACCUGUGAUCUCAAAUUCAGGUGACCCCAAGUCCUGGGAAAACUUUCGAAAUGUGAUAAAUACAAUUUCUCAGAGUUAUUCUCAAUAUAAGUGGGUUGUCUUUGUUGAUGAAGACACAUAUCUCAUUCCUGAAAAUUUGAGAUAUUAUAUUUCUGUAUUGGAACCCACUAUUCCGCACUACUUAGGUCAUGUAGUAGAGAGACGUAGUUUGUUUAGUGGUGUAUAUAAUACACUUGAUACAGGCUUUGUUGUGAAUAAACAGACACUGGAUUUACUUCAAAAAUGUUUUAAAGAUGGCAGCAGUUGUUCAUGCCCAGCACCCAGUUCUGGAGGUUGUGACAUCAGCCUUGGAAGUUGUCUGAAGCUUCUUGGAGUUGAACCAAAGGACACCAGGGACCAUCUAGGCAGGGCAAGAUUUCUCCCUUUUACUCCUGAGGAACAUCUCACAGACAGCAUACGCUGGACAUUUACAUCUUGGAAAAACAGCUUCUAUCCCGCUAAAAAU